Molecule: messenger RNA, 2126 nt
Organism: Pieris rapae (cabbage white)
Lineage: Eukaryota; Metazoa; Arthropoda; Insecta; Lepidoptera; Pieridae
Product: leukotriene A-4 hydrolase
Exons: 11
Coding region: 15-2027 (670 amino acids)
Biological process (GO): proteolysis; peptide catabolic process
Cellular component (GO): cytosol
Molecular function (GO): epoxide hydrolase activity; aminopeptidase activity; zinc ion binding
Source: RefSeq, a predicted model, not a curated record
CCACAGCUGAAAAAAUGUUUGUCAUCAGUAAAUUGAUCACGAGACAAUUUCGAUUGCCUAUUCAUCACUUUCUCAAGAAUCGUACUAGAUAUAAUUCUGUAUUAAGUAUUAAUUUUAAAACUGCACACUAUUCCACACAAUUUAAAGUGCCUUGGGAAUAUACAACUUUAAAAAGAAAAUUACAUUUAGUGAAAAGAGAAUUAGACGCAAUGGCUCUGAGUCCACUCGAUCCUUCAUCAUACUCAAGACCAGAAUUAGCUGUUGUUAAACAUGUAGACCUGAAAUUAAAUGUGGACUUUGAAAAUAAACAACUUACUGGAGAAGCCCUACUAACUGUUCAUGUCUUAGAUUCUAUUCAAGAACUGAUAUUAGACUCAAGUAAUCUAACAAUAGAAUCAAUUGAGAGUGAGGACGGCAAGACCUUGAACUUUACAUUGGAUGAUCCGGUGCCUAAUUAUGGAUCGAAGUUGACGAUUCCACUGCCGGAACCUGCUACAGCGGACCAAAACCUUAAAAUAAGAAUAAAAUACAAGACAUCACCAUCAGCGACCGCCCUGCAAUGGUUGGAACCGAAACAAACCUCGGGCAAGAAGUACCCAUACAUGUUCAGCCAAUGUCAGCCAAUCCACGCACGGUCAAUACUCCCAUGCCAAGAUUCGCCAGCUGUCAAAUUCACGUACAACGCAGAGGUCACUGCCCCCGAACCAUUUACGGUGCUUAUGAGCGCGAUUAAAGGGAAUUCGAGUGAAAAGGCGACUUUUAGACAACCGGUCCCUAUUCCGUCGUAUUUGCUCGCUAUUGCUGUGGCGGUAUUGGAGUCUAGGGAGCUUGGACCUAGAUCUCACGUUUGGUCCGAAAAGGAGGAGAUCGAUAGAAGUGCCUGGGAAUUUGCGGACACCGAGAAGUACUUGCAAGCGGCUGAAAGACUGUGUGGUCCCUAUCAAUGGACACAGUACGAUUUACUCGUAUUACCUCCUUCCUUCCCCUAUGGGGGCAUGGAGAACCCCUGUUUGACAUUUGUGACCCCCACUUUACUCGCGGGUGACAGAAGCCAAGCAGACGUCAUUGUCCAUGAAAUAAUGCAUAGUUGGACGGGAAAUCUGGUGACGAACAGAAACUUCGAACAUUUCUGGUUAAAUGAAGGUUUCACUGUGUUCCUUGAGAGAAAAGUCGGAGCCUCCCUGAUAGCGGACAAAGAGGAAGCCCAUCGAAGCAGGGACUUUAGCAGUCUUUUAGGCCUCCAAGAGCUUACAGAAACUGUGAAAUUUGAGUUGGGCGAGAGAAAUCCACUGACCAGUUUAGUGGUCGAUUUGGCCGGGGUUCACCCGGAUGACGCGUUUUCGACUGUGCCCUAUGAGAAAGGCUCGCUGUUUCUUAGGUAUCUCGAGGAUUUGCUCGGUGGAUCAGAGGUAUUUGAUGAUUUCCUCCGUUCGUACCUGGACAAAUUCCAGCGACAAUCCAUCGACACGGACCAGUUUAAAGCCUACUUAUUGGACUAUUUCAAAGACAAUGAAGCCCUGAAAGGUGUCGACUGGUCAACAUGGCUGCACAAAUCUGGAAUGCCGCCAGUUAUUCCCGCGUAUGACACAUCAAUGACUAAAGCCGUUACAGUACUUCUAGCCAAAGUGAACGAUACCAGCAGUAAUUUGGAGUACAGCGAUGUCCUUGCAUUUACUCCCCAACAGAUGAUUAAUUUCCUCCAAGCCCUCAUUGAUCAAGACCCACUUCCCCUAGACAGACUCAGGAAUAUGGGAAAAAUGUACAAAAUUGACACAAGCAAAAAUUCUGAAAUUGUCUACCGUUGGCUGAGAUUGUGUAUAAGAAGCAGAGAUGAAAGCAAACUGAGUGAAGCCCUGCAAUUUGUUAAUAAUCAAGGCCGCAUGAAAUAUGUCAGACCUAUCUACAGAGAUUUAUAUAAUUGGGAAGCAGUAAGAGAGAGAGCCGUUGAAAAUUUCCUCAAAAACGAGCCAAAUAUGAUGCAUGUAUCGGCUUAUACUUUAAGAAAAGACUUGCAUCUCAAGGAGUAGAUUUUGUACCAGCAUACUGUAAAUAUUUGUGGAAUCUGUUUUCUAUUAUACAAAUGUAUUGUUUUAAAUAAAUGAUUUUAUUAAUCAUAUUUUACAUUC